Molecule: messenger RNA, 1983 nt
Organism: Miscanthus lutarioriparius
Lineage: Eukaryota; Viridiplantae; Streptophyta; Magnoliopsida; Poales; Poaceae
Source: the annotation of a GenBank genome assembly
AUGGGCCGUAGUCGCGAUGUCCGCUUCGUCUCCUCCGGCGUCAAGCUCCCGUCCGCGUCCGCCUCCGCGCCGUCCCCGUCCCCGUCCCCGUCGCCUGCGCUCCUCUCCGCGGCGCUCCCGUUCGCGCACAUCGGUCGCGCCAUUGACGUCGCCGCUCGCCGCCUGGGCUCCUGCCUCCCGCGCGUCCCGGUCGCGCGGGCCGACCCGGCCCUGCCCCCGCCUCCGCGGCGGCACGGGAAGGAUGGCGGAGGGCCCGAGGAGCGGGUGCUGAUCAGCGAGGUCGCGGUGCGGGGGAAGGACGGGGAGCCGCUGGAGCGGGCCGAGCUGGAGGCCGCGGCCGCCGCGGCGCUGCGCGCGUGCCGCCCCAACGCCGCGCUCACCGUGUGGGAGGUGCAGGAGGACGUGCACCGCAUCGUCGAGAGCGGACUGUUCCGGUCGUGUAUGCCCGUCGCUGUCGACACCCGCGAUGGCAUUCGCCUCGUCUUCGAGGUGGAGCCGAACCAAGACUUCCAUGGGCUGGUAUGUGAGGGCGCCAACAUGCUACCGUCCAAGUUCCUGGAAGAUGCUUUUCGUGAUCGCCAUGGAAAAAUUAUUAACAUUAGGCAUCUGGAUAAAGUGAUCAAAUCCGUCAAUGGAUGGUAUCAGGAGCGUGGCCUAACUGGAUUGGUUUCAUAUGCUGAGAUACUUUCUGGAGGGGUUCUGAGGCUGCAGGUUUCAGAAGCUGAGGUUAAUAACAUUAGCAUUCGCUUUCUAGACAGGAAGACUGGUGAACCAACUCUUGGAAAAACACAGCCGGAAACCAUCCUUCGGCAGCUUACCACCAAGAAAGGGCAGGCUUACAAUAGGGCACAAGUGAAAAGGGAUGUAGAAACAAUACUCACUAUGGGAAUCAUGGAGGAUGUUACUAUAAUUCCACAGCCAGUUGGAGAUUCUAAUAAAGUGGACCUUGUCAUGAAUCUUGUUGAACGCCCUUCGGGUGGUUUCUCUGCUGGUGGUGGAAUUUCAAGUGGGAUAACAAAUGGACCCCUUUCUGGACUUAUUGGCAGCUUUGCAUAUUCACAUCGGAAUGUUUUUGGGAGGAACAAGAAAUUAAAUCUCUCUUUGGAAAGGGGGCAAAUCGAUUCAAUAUUUAGAUUGAACUUUACUGACCCUUGGAUUGAUGGCGACAAUAAGAGAACCUCCAGAACUGUUAUGGUUCAGAACUCUAGGACUCCUGGAACACUUGUCCAUGGUGGUGAUCAUCCUGACCAUGGGCCCAUAACAAUUGGACGUGUUACUGCUGGCUUGGAAUAUAGUCGACCAUUCAGACCCAAGUGGAGUGGGACACUUGGCUUAAUUUUCCAGCAUGCUGGUGCUCGUGAUGAUAAAGGGAAUCCAGUCAUCAGGGAUUUCUAUAACAGCCAAUUAACUGCCAGUGGACAUGAUUAUGAUGAUACUCUGCUAGCUAAGUUUGAAAGUAUCUACACAGAUUCUGGAGACCAUAGCUCUACAAUGUUUGUUUUCAACAUUGAGCAAGGUCUGCCUGUUCUUCCUGAGUGGCUUAGCUUCGACAGAGUGACAGCACGUUUGAGGCAGGGAUAUGAAAUUGGUCCUGCUAGGCUUCUUCUAAGUGCUUCUGGAGGUCACAUGGAGGGAAAUUUUCCACCUCAUGAAGCAUUUGCAAUUGGUGGGACAAAUAGUGUAAGAGGAUACGAAGAAGGUGCUGUUGGUUCUGGGCGCUCUUAUGCUGUUGGUAGUGGUGAAGUUUCAUGCCGCCUGUUUGGGCCACUGGAAGGCGUGAUCUUUGGCGACUAUGGCAGUGAUCUUGGUUCUGGUCCUAAAGUUCCUGGUGACCCAGCUGGAGCUCGUGGAAAGCCAGGUAGUGGCUAUGGCUACGGUGUUGGCGUCCGCGUGGACUCCCCACUGGGACCUCUGCGGCUUGAGUACGCCUUCAAUGAUAAGCAAGCCAGCAGAUUCCACUUUGGUGUUGGAUACAGAAAUUAA